Molecule: messenger RNA, 1041 nt
Organism: Candidozyma haemuli
Lineage: Eukaryota; Fungi; Ascomycota; Pichiomycetes; Serinales; Metschnikowiaceae
Exons: 1
Coding region: 1-1041 (346 amino acids)
Biological process (GO): maturation of SSU-rRNA from tricistronic rRNA transcript (SSU-rRNA, 5.8S rRNA, LSU-rRNA)
Cellular component (GO): small-subunit processome; nucleolus
Source: RefSeq, a predicted model, not a curated record
AUGUCUUCCGUCAACGAGCUCCUAAAAAGCAUAAUGGCGUCGCUAGAGCAAACCGAAACCUCCGUAAAGGAUGUGGAUACGAAAUAUAUCGAACACGAAAAAGAGUACCUUCCCACGAUGAUCCAGGACUUGAUCGCCAAGUCUCCCUCAUCGCAGCUCGAAGGCAUGUCUUUGCUUUCGUUGAAGAACGAGGCGUUGCUUUCGUAUGUGAACUCGUUGGUGCUUGUGCUUUUGAGUCACGUUGAGCGUCUUCGGGAGCUGGCGCUGGAGGCCAAGGUCGAGGCGCUGAAACGUAAGGCGGUGGAAAGUUCUGUCCAGCAGAGAGUUACUUUGGAAAAGGGUAUCAAGCCUUUGGAGAAGAAGCUUACGUACCAGCUUGAUAAGAUGGUUAGAUCUUUCCAUAAGAUGGAGGAGGACAACGCACGUAUGGAGCAGAAGGUGGCAGAGGAUGCCGAGAAUGGAGCUGAGAGUGAAGAGGAAGAGGCUGCUGCUGAAGACAGCGAGUCUGAAGAUUCAGAGGAAGACGACGACGCUCUUUCAUAUAAGCCAGAUGCUUCUGGAUUGAAGAAAAUGGCCAAGGCUUCUUUGGCUAAGGGUAAGGCUGAAGGAGACGGAAAGUAUAGACCACCAAAGAUUUCUGCUGCUGCUCCACCUACAAACAACUUCGACGACCGUGCUAUCCCUGCCAAGAGCAAGAGAAAGCUACAGAGUAUGGAGGAGUACCUCAGAGAGUCUUCUGACUUGCCACAGGCCGAGGCUUCCAUUGGUUCUGCCAUUUUGGGCCAUGGUAGAGGUGGUGUAAAGACCAAUAGAGACAGCCAGAAGGAAAGAGAGAUCCAGAGAUACGAGGAAGCCAACUUCACGAGAUUGCCUUCAACGGCGACGAAGAAGACGCAUAGACAGAAGAUGGCCGAAAGAGCCAACACCUUUGCUGGUGAAGAUUGGUCCAUGUUCAACAAUAGCAGAAACCUUAAGGAAGGUACAUCCAGAAAGAGAAAGGCAGGAACUGCUUGGGAUAGAGCCAAGAGAUCGCAUCGUUAA